Melopsittacus undulatus (budgerigar) is the source of this 4218-nucleotide messenger RNA. It is a transcript of the gene OSBPL10, whose product is annotated as oxysterol binding protein like 10. Gene Ontology annotation, cellular component: membrane; intracellular membrane-bounded organelle; cytosol. The coding region runs from base 1 to 2325 and encodes 774 amino acids. Gene Ontology annotation, molecular function: cholesterol binding. The record is from RefSeq and is a predicted model, not a curated record. The transcript is spliced from 12 exons. NCBI's taxonomy places the organism in Eukaryota, Metazoa, Chordata, Aves, Psittaciformes, Psittaculidae.
AUGGAGAAGGCGGCUGCAGUCAGUGAGGGCGGCAGCAACAGCAGCAGCCGCAGCAGCAGCCGCCCCACAUCGGCGGGCUCGUCCCCCUCGUCCUCCUCCGCCAGCCGCGGGCUGCCGGGCCGUGCGGCGGCGAGGCUGGAUGGAGGUGGCGGCGGCGGCGGCGGCGGCGGCGGCGGCGGCAGCAGCAGCCCCGGCUCGGCAGCGGCCAGCCCGGGGUGCACGCAGGCGCCCGGCGGCGGCAGGCGGCGGGAGCCGGUGCUGGAAGGGACGCUCAGCAAAUACACCAACCUCCUGCAGGGCUGGCAGAGCAGGUACUUUGUGCUGGACUUUGAGACGGGGAUUCUGCAGUAUUUUGUGAAUGAACAAAGUAAAAACCAGAAGCCACGAGGAACCUUGUCUUUAGCCGGAGCUAUAAUACUGCAUGGUGAUGAAGUGCCACACAUGUUGGUGGUCUACUCUGCUAAUGGAGAGAUGUAUAAGUUGAGAGCUGCUGAUGCAAAGGAGAAACAAUACUGGAUAACGCAGCUUCGGUCCUGUGCCAAACAUCACAAGGAAGGUAAUUCUAAGAACAUUUCAUCCUCACGAAGCAGAAGCUCAUCUCUGCUGCCAUCUGGGACAGUUAAUGCUGCAUCUCCUAGUGGCCAGCGACAUAUGAAUCAAAGCGGGCCAACUGUUGUAACCAUCACACAUCACAAAUCACCUGCAGCUGCUCGAAGAGCAAAGAGCCAACGUUCUGGUCAACUCCAUGAAGUCAGAGAGAUCAUGAGCCAAGUUGAAGGACGACAGAAGAAUCUUGUACAAGCCAUUGAAGCUCUCCCAAGUUCUGGGCCCCUUUCUGCCUUGGAUCAGGACUUGCUGCUUUUGAAAGCUACCUCUGCUGCCACCCUGAGCUGCCUUGGAGAAUGCCUGACUCUGUUACAGCAAAGCAUGCAUCAAGUGGGCCAGAAUCAUAACAGGCCACUGUCAUCAGAAGGUAUCCUGGGAUGGUCUGGGCCCAAGUCACACUCCACAGAGCAACUGAAAAAUGGUGCUCUCAGCUCCUUAUCAACUGCUAGUGCCAACAUUACAUGGGCAAUAGUUCCAUCUGCAGCCCAGGAUGGACCGGCACUACAGCCAAAUACAGAGCAUUCAGCUUCUGAGUUGAUCGUAGUUGAAGAUGAAAUGACAGAUACUGAAGACAAUGAAGAGGAGGAUUUAGGAGUCAUGGAUGAUCAACGUAGUGUAAUUCUUCAUCUCAUCUCCCAACUCAAACUUGGCAUGGACCUUACCAGGGUAGUGCUUCCAACAUUUAUUUUGGAGAAAAGAUCCCUGCUGGAGAUGUAUGCAAAUUUCAUGGCCCAUCCAGACCUGUUUUUGUCAAUUGCAGCUGGAGCCACUCCUGAGGAAAGAAUUAUCAGCUUUGUGGAGUAUUAUCUAACAGCUUUUCACGAAGGCCGAAAGGGAGCGGUUGCCAAGAAGCCCUAUAACCCUAUAAUUGGUGAAACGUUUCAUUGCUCCUGGGAUGUGCCUAAAGAUAAAGUGAAAGCAUUAAGAACUAACGGUGCCUCCAUGGUUUCUAAGGAACCAACCAAGGAGUUUGGCCAGGACCAGUCCACAUGCUACAAGCUGAGGUUUGUAGCUGAACAAGUGUCCCACCAUCCACCAAUAUCUUGCUUUUACUGUGAGUGCAAAGAGAAGAAAAUGUGUGUGAACGCUCACGUAUGGACCAAAAGCAAGUUUAUGGGCAUGUCAAUAGGUGUUUCUAUGGUAGGCGAAGGUGUUCUUCACUUACUGGAACAUGGAGAAGAGUAUGUUUUCACCCUGCCUAGUGCCUAUGCUCGCUCAAUACUUACGAUCCCAUGGGUGGAGCUUGGAGGGAAAGUGAACAUCACUUGUGCCAGAACAGGUUAUUCUGCUACGGUCACGUUCCACACCAAGCCGUUCUAUGGAGGGAAGGUCCACAGGGUUACAGCUGAAGUGAAACACAGUCCCACUAACACCAUUGUAUGCAAGGCACAGGGAGAAUGGAAUGGGACACUGGAAUUUACUUACAGCAAUGGAGAAACCAAAGUGAUUGACACCAACAAACUGCCCAUUAUCAGGAAAAAGAUCAGGCCGAUAGCAAAGCAAGGUCCACUGGAAUCCAGGCACCUCUGGCAGCAUGUCACUAACUCUCUGAAAGAAGGCAAUAUUGAUGCAGCCACAGAGCACAAGCACCACCUUGAAGAGAGACAGCGAGCAGAGGAGAGGCAACGUGUGGCUCUUGCAGCACAGUGGAAGCCAAAAUACUUUGCCAAAGAGGGCGAUGGUUGGCUAUACUUGAAUCCUCUCUGGAAGACCCAAUGAUGGGAUAGAGCAGUUGCCUCAUAACUUUACCUUUAAGGCAUUAAAAUGAUACAGUGUAUAACCUGAGGAUGUCACUGAGUAGGUCGUGUUAUUGGAAGAUACCAACGAGAAGCUGUGUACUGUGAAUGGUGCAUCUCAAAAUAAUGACAUUUGUAAUUUAUUCAGGAGCCAUGUUGUGUGUAUGGGUAGAAGAACACACACGCACACGUCCAUAUGUACACACAUUAUACACACAGUGUGUAUAUGCUUGUGUGUGUAUUAUUUACACUACAUGUAAACAAAUUUAAACACAGUGAAUUGGAGACCUUUUCCUGUAAGUGUUAGGGCACAGGCCUUCAGCUGGACCCACGUGGGGCUCCUCGAGUUCUGUGCUUGCAGGAUCAGGCCUAUGCUAGUAUAUAAGAAAAUACUUUUUUAUUAGUUAAGGUUUUUCUAUUUUUCACUUAUGCUAAAAAUGUUUUGCACUUAAAAUGUGACGUGUCACUUAAUGGCCAUCAUUCUGUCUGAACAGGCAUUGAGUAGUCACUUUGACAUUAAGAAUGAUACACUGAUGGCAUCUUUCCUCUUUGGGAUGCUGAUUCAAGAGCGUGUUGCUGGUCACUUAAGAGUGUCAAUUUUCAGCCAUCAUAUAAGAAGUAGCAAUACCUUCUCAAGAGCAUUGUUCACACUAACUCACUGAGUCCCCGUUUUUUCCUUUGUUCAUACUUACAGCUGUUGAACAGAUCUGGUCACCAGUGAGUCAGCUGCUUGGGUGAUUCUCAUCUUGUGCAAUGUUCUGGGUACUAUUGCGCCAGUGCUUUGGGUUACAUGUUCCACUAAAUCCCUUCUAGCAGCUGUAGCUGUGGUGUGCAGCUCAGCCUUACUGCAGUUUUCUACCCCCAUGUAAGAGGUGCUGCACCUGAGCAUUCCCUGCCUUGCCUUUGAAGUUAAACCACUGCUCAAAGACAAGCCUGUGUGCUGAGGUGGGUGAUGCUGGGCUGGAGUCCUGUCCUGCUGUGCUGCUGGGAUCAGUGAGAGCCUUCCCCCCGGUUGAGCAGUGCACUGCGCGGGGCAGUCAGACCGAGCUGGUGGGUUCGGAGCCCCUCAUUCUGUGCUAAGGCUCCAGGCAGACCAUGUGUGUGCUGACUGCUUCUGCAUUUGACCUGGUUGAUUCCAAAUUACAUACUUGGGUGAAUGGUAGAACUAGCCUUCUUAGAUGAUUUUCUGAUGCAAAAGUAACAGGUUAGUUAAUUGUUACAGCAACAAAAACUUUAUUAAUGAAGCAAACAAAAUGGGAUAUAGUUUUGUAAAUUAAAAAAGGAAACAGUCCUGUGGCUUGAUCUGGCUUUGUAAGGUGACCACUGUGACACUGAGGAAGUGGAUUUUGAAAGUGUGCUAAGGCUUCGUUGCUUUUUAGUUGGUGUUUUGUUGACAGUGAAGAUGUUUUUGAGGAGCAGCAACAAAAGGCAAAUGUAAAUGUGCUGACUUCUGCUGUGCCCUGUCAAGAAACCACUCUGUUUUCUAAUGCGCAGUAGUGUGGGCCUUUCCAUAGUACUGAUUAAUUUUGUGCCUUUUGUUUGCUCUCUUAACACAGUAACAUGCUUUAUAUAUGUGACACAAAUAUCUUUUAAGUCAAAACGCUGCUUAGAUCUGUUCUUAUGUGUCCUGCAUUUCCUCAUUAUCUGUCUGGUAGACGUGACAAUCCCUUCAGCAACUCAAGAGGCUGCUCAGAGGUGUGUACGCAAGGAAACACACCAGUAAUUGUUCAGUUGGACGUAACAGUUGUUAAUCGAUCUUUAUGUUCAAACUUCACAUCCCCGUUUAAUGCAGCUGUGGCUGCUUUUUCCUCCUAAAUGCUAUUUUGUCUGCUUGUAUGCCCUUAUUUUUGCACAUUAAAAAAAUCCAUGUUAUGAA